AGCUAGCUUCACACUGAGGGGCUGUAGGAAGCACCCUGUAGAGAGCGACCAGCUCAACUGCUUUAAAGACGUCUAAAACAUGGAGGGUUGUUCUAAUUAAGGGAUUACACGCUGGAUACUUUCUGCCUCUCUCAACCUCUGGAUCUCCGGACACUCCUUCAGUGUGUGUGCUGCAUGUGGACCGAGAGGACCGGGAUCCCGGCAGACAUCCCCUGGUGGUUUAUGUUUAGGACAUGGCAACUGCUCUCAGUGGACGAAACCCUGGGGGUAGAGGACCGAACCGAAGCAAGGGCCGGAUUUUAGGAAUCAUUGAUGCUAUCCAGGAUGCAGUGGGGACACCGAAGCAAGCAGCUGCUGACCGGAGGACUGUGGAGAAGACCUGGAAACUCAUGGAUAAAGUUGUCCGCCUCUGCCAAAAUCCCAGACUCCAGUUGAAAAACAGUCCACCGUACAUCCUGGAUAUCUUACCUGAUACCUACCAGCACCUGCGACUCACUCUGGGAAAAUAUGAAGAGAACCAGAGACUCACACAGCUCAGUGAGAAUGAGUUCUUCAAAGUCUACAUUGAUAGCCUUAUGAGGAAAUCUAAACGGGCCAUCCGACUUUUUAAAGAGGGAAAGGAGAGGAUGUAUGAGGAUCAAUCACAGGACAGGUAAGAGAACUUUUUUUAUCUCGGUUAGUUUUUAUUCUUCCCUUUUUCACUUUCUGACAAUAUUCAUGCUAUGUGGGUCACUGACUUGACCUAAUUUGACCUCACAAUUGA
Molecule: messenger RNA, 763 nt
Organism: Notothenia coriiceps (black rockcod)
Lineage: Eukaryota; Metazoa; Chordata; Actinopteri; Perciformes; Nototheniidae
Product: E3 ubiquitin-protein ligase CBL-B-like
Exons: 3
Coding region: 234-656 (140 amino acids)
Biological process (GO): negative regulation of epidermal growth factor-activated receptor activity; cell surface receptor signaling pathway
Cellular component (GO): membrane raft; plasma membrane
Molecular function (GO): SH3 domain binding; receptor tyrosine kinase binding; ubiquitin protein ligase activity
Source: RefSeq, a predicted model, not a curated record